AUGAGUUUUCGUGGCCUCCUUUCGACACGCACCUCGAACAUUAUAAUUAAGCCCCGAAAACCAUUCAGACUACAAACUCCGACUUUAUCUGCAUUACGGCAAUCGAGAACAUAUACGUCACGUCGUUAUACACGAUUUGAUGACCAACGAGAUGACCAGGAGGGCAAAGAAGAGGAUGAUUUGGACAGAGAAUUUCGUCGAAAGUUUGAAUUUUUUCGAUUGUACGGGACAGGUGCUCUUGUGAUUGGUGCCGGCACGAUAUGGUACAUUGCUCAUCUCGAACAAGUUCCAGAGACAAAGAGAUGGCGAUAUAUGGACGCUAGCAAGGGUAUGAUACAAAUGCUGGAGAAGCAAAGCUAUGAGGAGAUUAUGCACGAAUACGGUCGCAAGAUUCUACCCAUGAAUCAUCCUGCUACGAGGCUCGUACAAACCGUGGCGGAGCGUCUUAUCACGAGAAAUGGACUUGGACAUGUUGCCACUCGUCCAGUGAACUCGGGAGCAGAUCAAAAACCAGACGAAUGGUUGGUCUAUGUGGUAGAUGAGAAGAUACAAAAUGCGUUUGUAGCGCCUGGUCGGAAGAUUGUAGUAUUCUCUGGAAUGCUACACCAGGUCGCCGAUGAGGAUCAAUUAGCCGGUAUUCUCGCCCACGAAGUCGCUCAUCAACUUAUUGGUCACGUCCUGGAAAAGGUCUCCCUAACGCGUCUGAUAUUCAUCGCGGACGUCGCCAUCCAAUUCCUCUUAGGCACAAAUACUGGUCUCUCUGGACUAGCGCUGCAAGCACUUAUUGCGCUACCGAAUUCGCGCACUCAGGAGCUCGAGGCGGAUCUCGUUGGACUGCGGCUCAUGUCCAAAGCAUGCUUUGACCCGGGAGCUGUCGUUAAAUUCUGGCAUUCCUUUGACAAGCAAGACAAAUACCAGCCACCCGCGUUCCUCUCGACUCAUCCAGGCCAUAGGCAACGAGCAGCUGCGAUUGAGGGAUGGGUCCCUGCUGUUCGUUCAGAGUACCCGUGUCAGGACAUGGUCGAGUUCUCGCAUGCGUUUGAUCAAGGAAGACGGUAUAGUGGCGUCGGAAUGGACAUACGAAGGCCGUCUUUCUCGACUUCUGCACCACCAGCUAGACAAGCACAACCUCAGUCGCGACAACCUUCUCCUAUUUCUCGCUCAGAGCCAUCUCCAGAUAGUGGAGACUGGACAAACCAUGAUCCAUGGAGCUCGGACUCCAAUGGAAGUAGUGGUGGAGAGGCAGAUUGGGGAAUGCAAGAUCCAUGGGCGAGCAAAAACGACCGGAGCAAGGGAAGUUCAUGGUAA
Serendipita indica DSM 11827 is the source of this 1308-nucleotide messenger RNA. NCBI's taxonomy places the organism in Eukaryota, Fungi, Basidiomycota, Agaricomycetes, Sebacinales, Serendipitaceae. The record is from the annotation of a GenBank genome assembly.